This is a messenger RNA of Trypanosoma brucei brucei TREU927, 1167 nucleotides long. RefSeq lists its product as hypothetical. Lineage: Eukaryota; Euglenozoa; Kinetoplastea; Trypanosomatida; Trypanosomatidae. Bases 1 to 1167 code for a protein of 388 amino acids. The record is from RefSeq and is a predicted model, not a curated record. The transcript has a single exon.
AUGUUUGCCUGGUUAGUUGGCGCCACUGAAUUUCUCACUUCUCUACCUGUCCAAACCAACGAAGCAAAAGAAGUCUUUACUAGGGUGUUUGUUGGGGGCAUGAAUGUUUCUGUGGUGCUUCCACCGAGUGCCCUUCCCACUGGCGAGUCGUUUAAUCCCUCCAUUUUGGUGGGACAGCGUAGCGUCUGUAGGAACGGCUCGAGCAACGCUCAUGCUGUAUGCACCGUCUUUGACGCUAUUCCUUGCCUGGAUCUUGAGGUCAUCUCUGAACAGGUAGACUGUCUUGAACAGAUUUUACCCUGUGGUGUUCUUUUUUUAGGCGUUAUGCUUUCAGACACCGGCGGAUACUCAACUAUUCAGUUGCGAAGUUUGUUGAAAGAAAAUCCUCGCGUGAAUUUACUCUUCGCAGUGAUAUGGGGAGAUAGCGCGGUGAAGAAAUGCGAGUUGCUUCAACCUGGUGGUAGGGUAGAACUUAAGGUUACAACAGCGGAAAUAACGUUCGUGUCGUUACCCUGUUAUUUGGUGUCUCCACUAGAUAAAUUGCCACUUGUUCUAAGGGCAAGGGGCCGUGCGACGACGAGUUCCCCUAUAGUUGACUUGCGCAGUAGCCGUUUGCUUGCGGAUUGUGACAUUUGGAACCUAUAUAAGGAUAUUUACGCUGUGCAGUUGGGUGCAAAGAGAGACUUGGACGAUGAGCUGAUUUGCGUACAUGUAACAUUCGCCCCACAGCAUACCUGUGGGUUAGAUAUUUACCGUAGCAUCGUUAGUUUUAUUGAUAAAAUUGGUGAGCAACCACAGGUAAGGAUUCUUCGUGUUUGUUCUCUGAGGAAUCCUGCAUUGAUUUACCAAUGGGCAUAUAUUCACACUACUGGCGAUGCGACCGGUCACACUCGGGAGCAGUGGAGACAAGUGAGGGAGUUGAUUGAGGACGGUGCAGGGGAGAGACUAUCAUCGUCUCGAGUUCUUCUAGAGCCUCAUUUCACCUCAACGAAAAUGUCGGUGGAUAAAACUAGCGGUGAGCAACAGCUGCUAGCAGCUGCUGGCCCUGGAAACGUCACUGACGGUGACGGACGGAGGAAUAAGGGUGACUAUUCGCUUCACGUAGCCGUAUUGGUUUUGAUUUCAUGCGCGAUAGGAGUGCUAUCUUGGUUGUUGCAAACCCCUUAA